GCUCUGAUACACGCUGCGAAUAGCUUAUCCAUUCUUGCGUACUGCGCCACGGUCGACCUUCCUUUGUUUUCAUUAACUUAUCGGAAAUGCCGAAUCUUAUCUGAAGGUCUCAACGACCAUUUUUAUCGAAUGGUGACUAACAUCAGUUGUUCGUUAAAAGAAGCUCGGAAUACAUCUCAUUAGUUUUAAAUAAUCGUUUUGUGAUCCUGCGUUUUGAGGUCUGACGUGGUUUUGACAAAAUGAGUGAUCCAGAAAGCGUGCUUGAUGAUGGAAUGGCCGAGGCCUUUUCGGAAAAGGCAAUCCGACUGGGAUUCAUCAGGAAGGUCUAUGGAAUUCUCUUCAUUCAGCUGCUCAUCACUUUUGGAAUAAUUGCCAUCUUUACCUAUGUCGACGAAGUCAAAACCUUCACUCAAGAUACUCCAGCACUCUUCUGGGCAGCAUUUGGUUUAACCUUAGCCAUGAUCAUUGUCCUCGGCUGCUGCGGAGAUAUUCGGCGAAAAUCUCCCCAUAACUACAUAGCACUUUUUGUUUUCACCUUGUGUGAGGGUUACCUGCUUGGUACUGCUUCUGCCCUCUUUGAUGCCAAGGCUGUGGCUUUGGCCAUUGUUGUCACUCUGGUGAUCGUCUUGGCCCUUACUCUCUUCGCAUUCCAGACAAAAUAUGACUUCACUUUGAAAGGAGGAUUACUGAUGGCUCUUCUCCUUAGCCUUAUGAUGUUUGGUAUAUUUGCUGGAAUCUUCCACAGCUACAUUGCAGAGGUGGUUUAUGCAUCGCUGGGGGCUCUUCUCUUUAGUGCGUACAUUGUUUUUGAUACUCAACUCAUUGUUGGAGGAAAACACAGAAUAGCCCUUUCACCCGAGGAAUAUGUCUUUGCUGCGCUCAAUUUGUACUUGGACAUUGUAAACCUAUUCCUGUAUAUAUUAACUUUAGUAGGAACACGUAACUAAACAAAAACAUUCAUAUUUCAAACAGGUAAAAUUUAUUUUUACCAUAACAACAAGCCAUAUCACAAACAGUGUUUUGAAACAGAAAGCACUGCAUAUCAUCAUAUUCAUCACUUCCAUACCAUAUGAUGAAAAUAUAAUCAGCAAAGGGAUAAAUACUCAAUGAACCAAAUAAAUCACCUUUACAAACCAAAUGGGAGAUAAAGUACUAGACAAGAUAUACAAACCCCCUAAUAUCAUAAAACAAAACAUAAUACCUAGUUAACUAACUUCCUGUAGUCUCACAAAAAAUAUUGAUUUCAGGUGACUAGUGUUUGUGAUCCAGGGGUAACAAGUAUGUGUGUUAUACUUUGGAAUACAGUUCUAUAUAGGGGAUCUGACCACAAAAAUCUAAUAGUAAUCGACAGUUCUCCUUUGCACUGAUUUUUUAUGGAUUAUCAUCAAGCUUUGAGCUCUGCACAAUACAGCAUCUCAAUAACCAUUUUCAUAUACACUACUGUACCAUGUAAAGACUGUAAUGAAUAUAAUGAAUUACUGUUAUUUCAGUGGAAAACCUAUGCAUUUAACUCCUCAACUUAUCAGCUACAUUAGUAUGACUUUAUGAAGAGAUGCUUUCUGUAUAUAAAUAUAUUUCCAAUGACAAGUGUUGAGGUUAGUUUAGCUUAUGCUAGAAAUUAUAAGAUAUUAUGGUUAGCUUGGAUUAUCUUGAAAGUAAAAGUGUAGGCUCAGAAUUGUAUUAAAGAAUUCUUUCAAGUCA
Macrobrachium nipponense is the source of this 1701-nucleotide messenger RNA. RefSeq names its product protein lifeguard 1-like. NCBI's taxonomy places the organism in Eukaryota, Metazoa, Arthropoda, Malacostraca, Decapoda, Palaemonidae. The record is from RefSeq and is a predicted model, not a curated record. The transcript is spliced from 4 exons. Bases 240 to 947 code for a protein of 235 amino acids.